Carassius gibelio (silver crucian carp) is the source of this 5344-nucleotide messenger RNA. RefSeq names its product MAP/microtubule affinity-regulating kinase 4-like. Bases 591 to 2867 code for a protein of 758 amino acids. Gene Ontology annotation, molecular function: tau-protein kinase activity; ATP binding; protein serine/threonine kinase activity. The record is from RefSeq and is a predicted model, not a curated record. Gene Ontology annotation, cellular component: cytoplasm. NCBI's taxonomy places the organism in Eukaryota, Metazoa, Chordata, Actinopteri, Cypriniformes, Cyprinidae. Gene Ontology annotation, biological process: intracellular signal transduction; microtubule cytoskeleton organization; protein phosphorylation. The transcript is spliced from 17 exons.
CGGAGGCAUCAGUGGCGCAUCUCACGUCACCGCUGCUUGAAUAUAACGGCUGCUUUAGGAUGUGAACGGGUCUCGGCCUCGGCACCGGUCAAAGCUUCUGUUUUCCCAUGACAAACAGCUGCGAGAAGAGAGCGACCGUGCGCGAGAGUGAACGGUACAGGGGAGCGGAGAGAUCCUCGGUAUUAUUAUGAGAGAAGAGGACGGGGUUGUCGGAGCCGUAUUUGUUUUGCUCGCGGAGAUGAGGCGGGGGGUAGCGAGUCGCUACAACAUCGUUGGGCUCCGGCCAAGCAUUACACUGUUUUAGCACAUAUAUACCGCCGCGCUUGCGUUUUCAUCGUCAACUGACUCGUUCGAUCGUUAGGGUUUGCAUCGCAGAAAAUAAUGCAGCUGUCUCGAGGACAUCUGUGAGAUUCGCGGACUGCUGUUGCCGCUGUCAUGACAGACGCAGGCUCUACCGAGCAGGCGGUGUGAGAGAAGCACGGCCCCAGCUGCAGCAGCACGGCCGAUGUGGGCUGUGUUUACCGGGGGAGAUUAAAUCUGUAAAUACUGUUCGCGUUAUUCCUCUUUAAUCGUGUGCAAUCUCAGGGAAAAUGUCCUCUCGGUCUGCUUUACCGUCUGCGAACGACCGGAGCACAGAUCAUCAUGCGUCUUUGGUGGCGAGUCGUUCAGAGAAGGGAACAAAUGUGUCGAGUCGUUCACUGGGUGCAAGAUGUCGAAACUCCAUGGCCUCUUCCUCAGACGAGCUGCCACACAUCGGAAAUUACCGGCUCCUCAAAACCAUCGGCAAGGGCAACUUUGCUAAAGUCAAACUAGCCCGCCACAUCCUCACGGGCAAAGAGGUCGCAAUAAAGAUCAUUGACAAGACUCAGUUGAACCCAACCAGCCUACAAAAGCUGUUCAGAGAGGUGCGGAUCAUGAAGACUCUCCGUCACCCCAACAUUGUCCGACUCUUUGAGGUUAUUGAAACAGAGAAGACGCUUUAUCUUGUGAUGGAAUAUGCAAGUGGAGGUGAGGUGUUUGACUACCUGGUGUCUCAUGGGAGAAUGAAAGAAAUAGAGGCUAGAGCCAAAUUUAGACAGAUUGUGUCAGCUGUUCAUUACUGUCAUCAGAAGAAUAUAGUUCACAGAGAUCUGAAGGCAGAGAAUUUGCUUUUGGAUGCAGAUGCUAACAUAAAGAUAGCAGACUUUGGCUUUAGUAACGAGUUUACAUUGGGGAAUAAGUUGGACACCUUCUGCGGUUCCCCACCUUACGCAGCUCCGGAGUUGUUUCAAGGAAAAAAGUAUGAUGGGCCAGAGGUGGAUAUCUGGAGCCUGGGGGUCAUCCUGUACACACUGGUCAGCGGGUCACUUCCUUUUGAUGGACAGAACCUCAAGGAGCUGCGUGAGCGAGUGUUGAGGGGGAAGUACCGUGUGCCCUUCUACAUGUCCACAGACUGUGAGGGGAUUCUGCGCAGGUUUCUUGUGCUCAAUCCCAGCAAACGUUGCACUCUAGAGCAAGUGAUGAAGGAUAAGUGGAUGAAUGCAGGGUAUGAGAGCGAUGAGCUAAAGCCUCACAUUGAACCAUCGGAGGACUACAGUGACCCCAACCGCAUUGAGAUUAUGGUCGGGAUGGGUUUUACCACAGAAGAGAUUAAAGACUCUUUACUCAAUCAGAAAUAUAAUGAAGUCACGGCUACAUAUCUAUUGUUGGGCCUGAAGACUGAGGAUGGUGCUGAGUCAAGAGUUAGUGGCAGUAUGACUUUGCCGCGUGUACGUCCAAGCCCAAUUACCAAUGGAACCAACAAACACUCAUCUUCUUCAUCAUCUUCCUCGUCCUCACACAGCAAGACUCAGCGCAGCGCCUCUACCUACCACCGCCAGCGACGGCACAGUGACUUCUGUGGUCCCAGCAUGCCUGUGAUGCAGCCUAAGCGUAGCCCAACCAGCGGCGGAGACCGUGACCUGCGUGAGAGCCGCAUGCCACCGAGGAAGGCCAGCUGUAGCGUAAUGGGCAGUCGGACCCUACCACCUUCUAGUCCAAUGGUCAGCACCGCCAACAACCCUAAUAAGGCUGAGAUACCUGAUCGACGCAAGGAGAUGACCGCCACCACUAACAAUAUUCCAGGAAGUACUAUGACCCGAAGAAACACAUACGUAUGUACAGAUCGUUCCAACACUGACCGUCACACACUGCUGCAGAAUGGCAAAGACAACAGCUCCCUGUCUCACCGCCUCCCUCCCACCUCUCCUUCCACUCUCAGUAUUGUCGGAGCAGGAGCAUCCUCCUCUUCUUCCUCAGGUGAGCGCUGUCGGCUGACACGUGGAUCCACCAUCCGGAGCACCUUUCAUGGGGGUCAGCUCCGUGACCGUGUCCCACCCACCUAUGGACCUCCGCCCACGUCGCCCACCCUCAGCCAUGAUGCUGGAGCCCUGCCACCCAAUGCCCGCAGCCGGGCCACUUCUAACCUGUUCAGCAAACUCACCUCCAAACUCACACGCAGGGUCACAAAUGAAUCUGAGGGAGUCAGCAGAUCUUCGGUCACAGGUGGCCAUUUAUCUGGGGAUCAGAAAGCGUCCGAGCCCUGGAGCGGGGGAGGGGGGUGGGAUGUAAGGGGCUAUCUCUCCCGUCCCCCCCGGGCCCCUGCAGAAGUGGUACUGGCCUUGCGUGAGGCGGCGAGGGGAUGCGGCUGCCAGGUCCGGCACGCUGGCCCAUUUCUGCUGUGCUGCAGUCAUGGGGCGGCAGGGUCAAAGGUCGCUUUUCAAGCUGAGGUGUGCCAACUGAGUGUGGGUCCCACAGAGGCAAACGGAGUACGCUACACACGCCUGUGGGGGGCCCCCCUCGCCUUCAGGCACAUCGCAUCUCAGAUCUCUAAAGAGGUGGAGCUCUGAGGGGACAGGGGAGGAGACUUGAAUCUGAGACGUCCCCUCACUAUAUCCAUCGUUAUAGCGAACUGAUGUUGACCCACCCACUUAUAUGUUAUAGACUGAUCCCUCCUCCAGUCAACACUCGACAAAAAACGAAACUAAACACACAUUCACAUAAACAAACAGUCACCUUAAAAGCACGGCACACUCAAACCUGACAAUAAAGAAAUCUGAAGUACAAAAACAUGCACAACAUAAGCCUGAGUGGAAACACACACACACACACACACAUUCUGAUUCUGAACAGCCUCAUUCACUGGAUCUGGAUUGAAUCCAGUUUAGUAUUUUUAUUCUCAUUCUAGUCAUGAAAUUCUUACUUAAAUAACUGAUGUCAUUCUUUUUUUAACCACUUUUGUAUGUUUUCAACAAGUCUUGACAUUUUAAACGGGUCAUCAUUUUUAUGUUUUCGUGAUUUAAUGUGUCUUGCAUUUCUUAAUGCUGAGUCAAAAGCAUUGAAUCAUUGACAAUGUAGGAUUGUAGCUGCCAAUGAACUAUUUGCACAAAUGUGAAGUUGGCAAACUUAUCCUAACUUCAUCACAGCUCACAGAGCCCACACAAAUCUACAUUGCUGGCGACCGCAAAUUUGUUCAGGCUGUAAGCCAACCAUCUACACUUUGUUCUUGAAAUAGUCCAAGCUAAAGUUUUGUUCCCUAGAAAAUCUGUUUUUGUGAUGUAUAGUGCCAGUUUACUUGCGUCCUACCAAUUUUAAUUUAGAAUAGCCUUUUAAUGCCAAAUGACUUUCCCUGACCCUUCACAAACAGGCUCUGUGAUUGGUUGGUCAUAGAUAUUAAUCCUUUAUUUAAAAUCCUAUUCAGUGAUGCUUUGCAAAUAACGUCACCUCUCCCUUUACCCAGUAAGAGUAGAGUAGAGGGUACCACAAAGGUGAUUUUACAGAGUGAGGUGGUUUUAGUUUUCAGUGUUAUUAAAGACACGUUUCCUGCAUUGAAGAUAUCUGAAUAAUUUUGAAAAAGACCUAUUGGACAGUGGAUCCUAUUGGAUGUAAUUUGAUUGUAAAACAAAUUGCAAUUUAUGUAUUCAGUGAAAAAAAAUUCAUGACAUUAUUCCAUAGUCAUUCAUUAGCACGUUAGUGUUUUUCACAAUAUAUAUAUAUUAGUGCUGUCAAUCGAUUAAAAAAAAUUAACUAAUUAAUCGCACAAUUUUUAAAAAUUAAUCGUGAUUAAUCGCGAUUAAUCGCAAUUAAAAGACUGAAACUUUUUGGAUAUGUAAAUGUAAAAUGUUAAUAAUUAAUGUAAACUCAAGACAAAGAAACUAUUUAAAUUCAAAAUAUGAUUGUUUAUUGGAAUUUUUGUUUAACUUGUAACACAGAUUUUCUCAUGUAAACAACAUACCUGCAAUAAACCAUCAAUAUCCUCCAAAUUAACUGUUGGCUUGAAAGCCAUAUUUAUUACAGAAAUAAAAACACAGAAAUGUAAGUACCAUUUGAAUUUCAAAACAAUCAAUGCCAAUAAAAAACAAAAAUGAUUUCCAUGUUGAAUUCUGAGUGGACUGCAAAAAAAUUCCAAAGUAUAGUCAUUGCCAGUGCUUUAAGUGGGCCGGUACGCACCAGUACUCAGUACCGCCACUUCCAAAUAUAGCUCUUGAGCGUACCGCCACCUCUCCGUGCGCACAGAACGUGCUUUUAGCGUACCGGUACGCUCAUUUGGACAUCUGUUUUAAUAGAGGUUUUAAUCUUUUACCUGCACUGCCGAUUUUCAGAGCGCCCUUCACAAUGCAAGCUUCCUAAUUCAUCCCACCCAGAGCAGAAACUACAUUACCCAUUCACCCUUAAGUUACACAAGUGAAUAUAUAGCGCAUGUGUCGCUUUUCCCACUGUUAAGUGUCAACAACUCAACGUGCCCGGAGAAGGUGUGUGAAACUCGUUGUGAGUUAUACUAAAGCAAAAUCUUGAGUAUUUAUUGUCUGAUAAACAUUAAAAACUGUCUGCGGAGGUUGAGUCGUCCUGCAGCCCCCGCUGGCUGCUCAUUGGCUGCAGCAUCUUUUUUCUAAGUUCUAAACAAAUACCGUAGACGGCAAGGCACAAAUUUAGAUAUUCAUUUAUCUAAUUAAUCUAUAGCCUAUGCACAAAGAUAAUAUGAUCUUUUUGUCCCCUUUUUGUUUUAUAGCUUGAUGAAGAGAGAGAGCGCAAGUUGCUGCAGCUGAGUAGGACAGUGAUGCACGUGUACAGGAGUGAUUGACAGUUCGCGGCACUGUGUACAAAAAAUACUCCGCUACACAAUUAUUUCGUUAUUUUAAUGUUGCUGUUUCUUGUGGCAGACUGAAUGAAGAGUAAUGUUUCUUGUGGCAGACUGAAGAGUAAUCCGGCAGAGUUUUAUACUGAAACUUUCCGUCUAAAAGUCCUUCCUUGGUCUUAUCCAUAUUUCUUUGCACGUUGAACACACAUAGGCCACAACUGGAAAUAAAAAAAACUGCAACCGCGUUAA